UCCCGACCAAAGACAAGGGUUGGCUUACAACUAAACUAGUUUGAUAAAGAUCCAUAUUUUUCACUUUCGUUUUUUUUUUGGAAAAGGUCUAAACAUUAUGCUCAGAUCUGAAGGAAGAUUUGUUAAAACUCAAGAUUUUGCUCUGCUCAAAAACCAGGCGGAUGUCUUUGUCCCGGAUGAAGGUUCAUAACUCCGACGAUGAUCUGUUAUAUCUAUGAAGGUCACAGGUCAAUAUCGUGUAUGUUCAGAUCUGAUGGAGGAUUUGUUAAAAGUCAAGUUCUUGAUGCUGGAAAUGCCGGCGGAUGUAUAUGACCCGAUUUAACUCUGAAGGUUUACCCAGUGAAAGUGACAGCGAGAGUUCCGAAUCAGAUGGUAACGCUGGCAGUGGCACUGACGACCUCGACUCGGAUGAUGCAGCGGAGCUCGGAAUCUUCCGCGGAUCCAGGUUCAUUGAAUCCGGACUCCCUCCAGGUAGCGUCGGAAGGAUCGAGUUUGCCCCUGCCCGAGUUGAUUAUCGGACCUGGUUUAGGCUCGGUAUGAUCCGCCGUAUUGUUUUCGGACCUGGUGGGAAGACUACUCAUGUUGCUAUAAGGGGUGAUUGUGAUCUUGAGAAUCGCCCUUUAUCAGAUUCCGAUGAUGAUCCGAAGAUCAAGAAGCCUACUUGGGGUGCUGGUGUUGAUGCCAUCACUCAAACACAUACCCAUCCCAUUGCUGGUUUGCUGUUCACUCAAACAACACCGAGACCCUAUGAAGAUGGCGCUAUUGAUGCUUAUGAAGAUGAGGAGAUCGAGUGUGCCCCUGCCCCAGUUGAUUAUCGAGGCUGGAGGAGGCCCGGUAUGCGCCACCGUAUUAUUGCCCGACCUGAUGGGAAGCUGUUUUCUGUUGGUGAAAGGGGUGAUCGUGAUCUUGAGAAUCGCUCUUUAUCAGAUUCCGAUGAUAAUCCGAAGGUCAAGAAGCCUACUUGGGGUGCUGGUAGUGAUGGCAUCACUCUAAUCUAUAUCCAUCCCACUUUUGGUUUGCUGUUCACUCAAACAACACCGAGACCCGAUGAAGAUUAGGUGGUGGCCGAUGAAGAUGAGGUGGUGGCCGGUGAAGAUGAAGAGGUGGCGAGUUUUAAAAAAUCUGUUUCCAUGUUUUUUUUUUCGGUCUUUCAAUGCGUUUUUUCUUUACCUAAAACUAAAAUCAUCUUGAAAUGUGGACACGAGCAUCUUAUUGAUGGCAAUAUUGCAAAUUCCGGUUUAUUUGAAACCAAUACUUUAAAUAUGGUUAAUCGUUUAUCUUUA
Brassica napus (rape) is the source of this 1283-nucleotide messenger RNA. RefSeq lists its product as uncharacterized. The record is from RefSeq and is a predicted model, not a curated record. NCBI's taxonomy places the organism in Eukaryota, Viridiplantae, Streptophyta, Magnoliopsida, Brassicales, Brassicaceae. Bases 303 to 1058 code for a protein of 251 amino acids. The transcript is spliced from 8 exons.